Drosophila hydei is the source of this 2959-nucleotide messenger RNA. RefSeq names its product A-kinase anchor protein 200 (gene Akap200). The transcript is spliced from 5 exons. The record is from RefSeq and is a predicted model, not a curated record. NCBI's taxonomy places the organism in Eukaryota, Metazoa, Arthropoda, Insecta, Diptera, Drosophilidae. Bases 305 to 2812 code for a protein of 835 amino acids.
UGUUAUUUGAGUUGAACGGUUUGGUGUUCGGUUGUUCUGCGACGAACUUUUUCAACGUUACGAUUUGCUUGAUUCCCCUUGCCGUGCAUUGUGCGUGUUGACGAAAGUGAUUCGCCCGUUAGUAACUGUUGACUGUUAUUUAAAAGCUGUUCUACUCAUUGUGCCAAAAACAUCUGCAACAAGAAGUAGUUAUCUUUCUCUUCUGCUAAAAAUUAUUUAGUGGCCACCCGCGCAGCUGACGCUGAAGCACGACAAAGAAACAGACACAGAACCAAUUAGCAAUUAAAGUAGAGGACCAGCAAAAAUGGGUAAAGCUCAGAGCAAGCGAUCAAUUGAUAUUACCACCGAUCCGAAGAAGGUUGGCGAGGGUGACGAAGUCGCAGGCAAAGUUGAGAAAAUUGAAGAUGUCGAUCAAACGUCGUCGGCGCCCGCAUUAAAUGGCGAUGCGGCGACGCCAAAGGAAGAAGGCGAGGAUGCGGCUGCAGCGGGCGACAAAAAGCAGGCCGAGGAGAACUCUGAGAACGACAAAGAUCUAACCACCGAGAAAAAAGCAGCAGAUGCUGCACCGAAAGCUGAUGGCGAUGCGACUGCUGAUGCUGCCAAGGAUGAGACAGCAGCGGCAUCUGGCUCGCCCAAAGAGGAGGAAAUCUCACCACUGGCUGAUGAAAGCAUCAAGUCCAAGUCCAAGAAGGAUAAGGUGAAAAAGAAAUGGUCAUUCCGUAGCAUAUCGUUUGGCAAAAAGGACAAACAGAAGCCAGCCAAGACAGAGGAGCCUGCAUCCCCAACAGCUGCUGCAGCAACGGCAGAGACAGUUGCAACGAAUGGCGAGGCGGAGCGACCAGCAGAUGCAGCAGAAGGCGCAACUGCAGCUGCCGCUGACAAAGAAGAGCAGACAAGCGCGGACGCAACAGCUUCAGCUGCAGCUGCGCCGGCAUCACCUGUGGCUGAAGCCGCUAAACCCACCGAGAAUGGCGCAGCCAGCGAACAGGAAAAGCAACAACAGGAGGAAAAGAAACAGGUGAAUGGUGAUGAUAAGUCUGCAGCGCCAACAACAGCAAGCGAGGAGCAGACGGCGGCCAAGUCAGAGACCACAAACACCACCGAGCCGCCGAAAGUUGACGAGCCAGUCGAGCAGCCAAGUCCGGUUCCCGAGCCUGUUAGCAUCCAGAAUGAAACCACCGAAGUUGUUACCAACGGUCAUGGCGUUGCAGACGAACCACCAUUGACCAACGGAGACAAGAACGGCUUGGCCGAAACUCCAACCGAGCCAGAGGCAGCAGCAGCAUCACCAACCACCAACAAUGUGGAUGAUGAGCCGCACCAUCAGAACGGCACGAAUGGAGUGGCUGAGAACAACGAUACAGCCACGCCACCGCCAACACCCGUUGCUGUCGAAUCUGAGGCCGAGCAAAUUAAGAACAAGUCGCAAAUUGAGGUAAAACAACAACUAGACAACACAAACAACACUGUAUAUACGAGUACCACAACAACAACAACAACAAUCACCACCACCACUGAGAACAACACUGAAAAAACCACAGAGACCGAAACAAUUGCAGCCGCAGAGUUAGUUCAGACCCAACCAACCAACUCCCAAAAUAACACAUUACCUAACACCACCAACACAACCACCGACAAUUCCGCUUAUCUUCCCACCUUCCAAGCGCAGGACGAAGUGCAAGCGGAUGCCGCCGAAGAAGAACAAGUGGUUGCCGCUAUUAUAGCAGCUGUUAGUGAGAGCUCUGAUUCCGAGGGUUUUGUCUUGAUUGCACCAGAACCAACAACAGCAGCAGCAGCUGAGUCCCCAUUUGAACCACCAGCAGCAGCUGAGUCCCCACUUGAACCACCAGCAGCAGCUGAGUCCCCGCUUUCAAUUUCCCCUGUGCCCAAUGUAGAACUUCUAUCCGAGACACCAGAGUCUAAACCCGAUGUCUUAGUUUCUGUCGCUGAAGAUAGUGUGGAACCUGAUGUGGUGGCAGUUGAGUUCAGUCAGCCGCCACCACUGCCCAAAUCCCCGCCGCCUUCUCGUGUUUCGGCAUUUGCAUUGACAACAGACGGUGAAACGCAUGACAACGAGGACGAUGACGAGUUCGUUAAAGAGGAGACAAAACAGGACGAGGUUGUACUACCACCACCUCCACCAGCAGCAGUGGACCACGAUCCACUAUUGGCGGACAUAGAGAAUCAGGCGCAAGCUAUUGUUAAUGAAAUAACCGAACAGGCUGCAGAUAUUGCAACGGAACAGGAUAAACACAGCUCAUCCAUGGUAGAUGACGAAGAGAAAGAUGUGGUCGAGAAUAUCAGCGAGCAGCUGAGAAGUUCAUCUGCAAAGAUUAUCACCGAUGUAGACGAGGAUGAUAAUGAGGACAUUGUGGAAGAGCAGUCUAAAGAUACAGCUAUGAGCAGCCAGGAGUUGGAGCCCGUGCAGCCAGCCCUAAUCAGCAAGGAGCAACCGAAUGAUCUCGAUGUUGAGGUGGAGAUCAUCAGCCAGGAAGAACAGGCCGAGGUGAAUAAUAGCGAGGACAACAUUCAUGUGUCAGAGAAACUCAGCUUGCGGGGGAAUGAUGAUGGGAAGGAAACCAUUGUACAGCAGCUAGAGGAGAUGCAAGGGAAUAACGAUACUGAUACCGAUAAUGAUAUCGAGAACGAAACUGAUAAUGUUAUUAGUAGCAAGCAAAGUAUAACGAAUCUGCUUGGACCUACGGACAUUGAAGUAGACGCUGCUCAUCAUGAGGAUAUCGCUAAGGAUCUGAAGGAGAAGAACGCCGCGGCAGAUGUUACAACACAGGACCUGGCCGUGACAUGCGAAUAAUACUAAUAAUUAUUAUAUAUAUUACAUAUUAUUAAAAAACAAAAAGAAAAAAUAAGAAAAAAAACACGAUAAAAACAAAUAAGAAAACAACGCAACGUAAAACCAACAAUUAAAUGAUACAACACGAGAGCAAAAAAAAAGCAAAAA